AUGAGAGUCUCGUUUCAGUCAUUGCUGCUGCUCGGCGCUUUGAGCGCUCAGGCGUCGGCAUACGCGAGUCUUGAAUACCAACAGCAAACCUUUCCGGAGGACAAUGCCCCCCCGUACCGGGUCCCUCUGCUGACCCUCCACCGCGCCCUCGUCAACGUCUCCUCCAUCAGCGACUCUGAAGGAGAGGUCGGCUUGCUUCUGAAGAGACUCCUCAAAGACCUCAACUACACCGUCGAGCUGCAGCCCGUUCCCCCCAGCGAGGCCGGUCAGGGUCCCGACGACCGUCCGACCAGGUAUAAUGUUCUCGCCUGGCCCGGCCGCAACGCCAGCCGCGCCCUGGACAAGCGCACCAUCAUAACCUCUCACAUCGAUGUGGUGCCCCCUUACAUCCCUUACGCCAUCGACAACGAGACCGUCCCGCCCUCGGAGGUCGUCGACUUUGCCGCGCUCCCGCCCACGACGCUCAUCUCGGGCCGCGGCUCCGUCGACGCCAAGGCGAGCGUGGCCGCCCAGAUCACGGCGACCAACGCCCUCCUGAGCGAGGGCGCCAUCUCCCCGGACAGCGUGGUGCUGCUCUACGUCGUCGGCGAGGAGAACUCCGGGUCGGGGAUGAAGCACUUUUCCGACUCGCUCUCCAACAGCUCCGCGUACCCGGUGCGGCCGCAGUUCCGGGCCGCCAUCUUUGGCGAGCCGACCGAGAACAAGCUCGCCUGCGGCCACAAGGGCGUCACGGGCGGCACCGUCUCCGCUGUCGGGAAGGCCGGGCAUUCCGGCUAUCCGUGGCUCGGCAAGUCGGCGAUACACGUGCUGAUCCGCGCCCUCGACAGGCUGCUGGAGGAGGACCUGGGGUCGAGCGAGCGGUACGGGAACACGACGGUCAACGUUGGCCUGAUUGAGGGCGGUGUGGCGGCCAAUGUGAUCGCCCCCGCGGCCAGCGCCCGGGUGUCCGCGAGGGUUGCCGUGGGCAAUCAGACGACGGGAGGCCAGAUCGUCGCCGAGCGGAUCAAAAAGCUGAUAAAGGACGUAGAUUCGGAGGCGUUGCAGGUGAACAUUACGUCAGGGGUUGGGCCGGUGGAGUGCGAGUGUGAGGUUGAUGGAUUCGAAACCGUGGUUGCAAAUUAUGGAACAGAUAUCCCCAACCUCAAGGGCAACCACGUCAAGUACCUGUAUGGACCGGGCAGCAUCCUGGUGGCGCAUGGCGAUAACGAGGGGCUGCAGAUUAAAGACCUCGAGGACUCGGUGGAGGGAUACAAGCGGUUGAUCAAGCAUGCGGUGGGGUCUUCAUGA
Messenger RNA from Thermothelomyces thermophilus ATCC 42464, 1287 nucleotides. RefSeq lists its product as uncharacterized. The transcript has 3 exons. Gene Ontology annotation, molecular function: hydrolase activity. Lineage: Eukaryota; Fungi; Ascomycota; Sordariomycetes; Sordariales; Chaetomiaceae. The coding region runs from base 1 to 1287 and encodes 428 amino acids. The record is from RefSeq and is a predicted model, not a curated record.